ACGGCAACAGAAUGAGCGCCGUUGUUCUCCUCUCACUUUGAGAGGCGGCUGCUCUUUUCAUUUUCACUUUUUUAUUCAUCAAGUGGGUCAGUCCUUUUCCUGGCACUGACCUCCUGCCUAGUCAUUUGGGACCGUACCAUGCCGGUGGUUGGCGUCGCCUCCAAACUCAGGCAACCGUCCUCCGCGGUGAAGCCGGUGCACAGCGCCCUGCCCUUCCCCAGCAGCCCGCGGGUGAGCGCCGCCUCCCAGGGCUUCAUGGCCAGGCAGCAGGAGCUCAAGGCGGGCGAGGGCGCCCCCAUGCUCCACUGCCAGCUGUCGGUCAAGUCCCAGUGCCAGCCGGCGAGGACGCCUGAAGGGAAGUCCAGGGCCGAGAGCGAGGAGAGCCGGAUCUGCAAGAUUUACACUGACUGGGCCAACCACUACCUGGCCAAGUCUGGCUGCCCGCGGCUCAUCAAGGACCUGAGCCAGGACGUCACUGAUGGAGUCCUGCUGGCACAGAUCAUCCAGAUAAUAGCCAACGAGAAGGUGGAGGACAUCAACUGCAGCCCUCGGAGUCACACACAAAUGAUCGAGAACGUGGACGCGUGCCUCAGUUUCCUGGACGCCAGAGGAGUGAACGUUCAAGGGCUCUCAUCAGAAGAGAUCAGGAAUGGCAACCUGAAGAGCAUCCUGGGUCUCUUCUUCAUCCUGUCGCGCUACAAGCAGCAGCAGCAGCAGCAGCAGCAGUACUACCAGUCGCUGGUGGAGCUCAGCCAGCAGACCAGCGGCCUCAAGUCGCAGGAGAUGCAGUCCAGUCUCACUGCGCGGUAUACAAGUCCUCCAGGCCAUGCUGGAAUAGGAUCGCCCCAGAAGAAAAACACAAGGUUACCGGGACCUUCCAGGGUACCUGCUGCAGGCAGCGGGGCCUGCAGGAGUCCGGGCUCGUCCAAUCUCAACCGCCGCAGCCAGAGCUUCAACAGCAUCGACAAGAGCAAGCCUCUGCAGUACGCCAGCGGCAACGACCGAGAGGCGAUGAGGAGCACCCCUGCACCCGGCGGCUUGAAUGGGAGCGGACUCAGCGGGACUGUUCCCGCCAGCCUCAGCGGGCAGCAGCUGGUUUCUGCCAUUCCCUCCCCCGCCGCUAGCAAGUCGUGGCGCAGCAAGUCUAUGAACCUCAAGCACAGUGCCACUUCCUCCAUGCUGGCCAGCCCCACGCAUACGUCCACCCCGUCACCUUCAUCCAAUAUCCAGGAGGGCAGUGGACCCCAAAGAUCCAUGUUGGAGAAGUUCCGCCUCAUCAACCCUCGGUCCGCCUCCCGGGUAUCACCGUCCAUGGCUGAGAUGGCUCUGCAGGAGGAGGACGACCUUUCAGAGUACGGGGACGAUGGACUCACGCCCACCGGGUCCGUCUGCAGCAGCGGCAGUAGCAGUGCUACGGCUAAGCUCGCCCCCACCAAGUCCAGCACGUCAACAAGCAAGACCUCAUCUUCAAAGGGUGCCGCCAACGCCGGCAGGUCGUCGGCCAUGUCCAAAGACAAGGAGGACAAAAGUAAAACCGGGAGCAAGCUCCAGUCCAAAGAGGAGCGGGAGUCCUUUGCGGACUCCACAAAGAAGAACUCCAAAAUUGCCAGCUUGGUACCCAAGGGAGCCAAGCAAGGGAAGAAAGAGCCCGCGGGAUCUAGUGGCAUACCCAAGCCAGGACUUAAAGCCCCCUCCACGACAAAGCCUCAGGGUCAGUCCCAAAGCCAGGCGAGCCUAACCAGCACUGCCAACCUGGAGCGAGCCAAGAUGGCAAAGGGCGGCCAAGGUCUCUACACCCAGCGCACCGGCGGUGGUCCAGAGGGCAAGAGAACCAGCAUGACCUCCUCCACCAGCACCUCGGCCCUUUCUGGAUCCGGCGGCUCGCUGGCAGGAGGAGGCGCCCUGGGGGGGAACGGUGUGGUUCAACUCCCACAGCAGCAACAGCACAACCACCCCAACACUGCCACCGUGGCCCCCUUCAUGUACAGGACCUUCUCAGAGAAUGAUUGCACCAUGGUGGCUCCAGCCGACCCCUGCCUCAGCCCCACCAAGGGGGAGCUGGUCUACAGCAAGACAGCCAAACAGUGCCUGGAGGAGAUAUCAGGAGAGGACCCCGAGACCAGACGGAUGAGGACGGUAAAGAACAUCGCUGACCUGCGGCAGAACCUGGAAGACACCAUGUCCAGUCUCCGGGGGACACAGAUCAGCCACAGCACACUGGAGACCACCUUCGACACCACCGUCACCACCGAGGUCAACGGGCGGAGUCUCCCCGCCCUCGCCAGCCGCCCCUCCCCCAUGGCCUGGCGCCUGGGCCAGACGCCCACGCCGCGUCUGCAGGCGGGCGAGGCCCCCUCCGUGCCCGGCGGCUACGCUGCGCCCCGGGCCACGGCGGCGGGUGCCGGCGGACCCGCGGCGGGGCGCUACGGCGGGAACCCCGACCCCUCCAGGUUUGUGUACAGCGCCCCCCUGAGGCGGGCGGGGCCACGGGGGGAGCAGAGCGAGAGGGGAGGCGGCGGCGGCGGCGGGCUGGAAGGAGGGAAGCAGACGGAGGUGGCGGGGUACGUGAGCGACGGGGACGUCCUGGGGAAGAACGCCCGCGUGGAUGACGUCACCAGCGGAUAUCUCACCGACGGGGGUCUGCAUCUGUACGCGCGCAGCACGGGCCGAGCGUCGGACUCGCCUUCUUGUCGAGAAACGUCCCACAGAGGCAGCAAGGAGAUGCAGGGCGACGUGGACAGCUGGGACGACAGCAGCUCGGUGAGCAGCGGCCUGAGCGACACCUUGGACAACAUCAGCACCGACGACCUGAACACGCCCGCCUACCCCUCGGUCAGCUCUCCGCGCAAAAGCAGGGGCGCCCAGUCGCAGAGAGGAAGUAAGUCCAAGCAUGCCGAGCAGGAGGUAAGCAGCAGCUGGGCCGGAGCCGAAGACCUGAAGAAGGUGGACGAGGAACUCGACGCGAACAUGGACCCCAACGGCGCCUCCUCCCGCUGGAAGUCCUCAUCGUCCUCCCAAGCCCACAGCCAGUAUGAGGAGGCCGGUCAGAAAGCCACAGCGCUGACUCAAAUAUCCCAGACCGGGUCAUUGAGAAGGGGCAUGACAGCCCAGGUGGGCAUCACACCACCUCGGACCAAGGGCACCUCCUCCCAUAAAACACCUGGCAAGACUGACGAUGCCAAGGCUUCGGAGAAAGGCAAGGUGCCCUCCAAGAGCGCUUCUGGCAUCCAGCGCUCCCCGUCAGACGCUGGCAAGAGCAGUGGAGACGAAGGCAAGAAACCCCCGUCUGGGAUUGGACGCCCCCCAACCACGGGUUCUUUUGGAUACAAGAAGAUCCCUGGUGCCUCUGGGACUCUGGUCACCUCCAGUGGUGCCACGCUCUCCAGUGGUUCGGCCACUCUGGGAAAGGCACCCAAAUCCUCAGCGGCCCUUGGCAAGAGCGCAGGCAUCGGUGGCGUGCGGAAGACCAGCCUGGAUGGCUCGCAGCCUCAAGACGACGGCAUCCUGCUCACCUGCGGGGGCUCCAAAGUGCCCCUCCAGUACCGCUCUCUGCCCAGACCGGCUAAAUCCUCCAACGUCAGCGGCAAAUCGGUCAGCGGUGGGACGGCGGCCGGAGCCAAGCGCAGGGACGGCGGCAAGGUGGGCUCCGGCGACCACUCCAGUCCCAUCAACAUGAACCAGACGGACAAGGAGAAAGUGACGGUAACGGAGCAGGAUCCGGGUCCCAGCCCGACGUCCUCUUCAACGGGGCAGACGGGUCUCAGGCAACCGGGCUCUAAAUACCCCGACAUUUCCUCGCCUACCUUCCGCAGAUUAUUUGGCACCAAAGCCAGCAGCAAGGCCAGCUCGCCGGGCACGCCCGACUCUGGCAAGUGCCCCUCGACCCUGGGCAGCCCGCACGGUGCGCUGGCGAGGCAGGCCAGUCUGGAAUCGCCCUCUUCCGGCACCGGGAGCCUGGGCAGCGCCAGCGGGCCGAGCGGCGGCAGCAGCCCGCUGUACGGUAAAACCCCCGACCCGUGCACCGAGUCCCCGGCCUCCAGCCCGGCCUCUGGCCUCUCGCUGCCUUCCAACGCUCGGCCCUGGCCCGCCUGUAGCUCGUCGGCCGGCAGCAAGGACACUCUGAGCUGCCAGAGCAUGAGCAGUCUGCACACCAGCUCUGAGUCCAUUGAUCUGCCUCUGGGCCACCACGGGCCAAAGGUUACCAGAACCGGCAGUGUCAAGUCCACCCUGUCUGAGGGCAUGCCUCUUGACAGAAACACGCUACCCAAAAAGAGACUGAGGUACCCUCCCUCGUCUCGCCAGGCGUCCCACGAAGACGGAAUGGAGUGGCUCAGGUCCCACUCCACAGGGGGCCUUCAGGACACGGGCAGCCCCAUGUCCCCGCCCGGGACCUCCUGCACCGCUGCUGGGAAAUACCACUACUCCAACCUGCUCAGCCCCACCAACAUCCUCCACUACAACCUCCCGCCUGCCAGCAGCAACAUGAGUCGCUCCAACAGCAUCCCCGCCCACGACUCCUUUGACCUCUACAAGGAGGGCAACCCCCUGGGGGGCAGCGCCACCUCCCUGGAGGACCGCCCGCGGGCUAUCAGCCGCUCCAACUCUUUUAGAGACAGCACGGAUGAAGUCCACGGCUCUUCGUUGUCUCUGGUCUCCAGCACUUCUUCACUCUACUCCGCAACAGAGGAGAAGGCCCACUCCGAGGGCCAAACAGUCCAAAACUCCACGCAAAUCAGAAAGCUUCGCCGGGAGCUGGACGCGUCUCAGGAGAAGGUCGCGACCCUGACGUCCCAGCUGUCUGCCAACGCGCACCUGGUGGCUGCCUUCGAGAAGAGUCUCAGCAACAUGACGUGUCGCCUGCAGAGCCUCACCAUGACCGCCGAGCAGAAGGAGUCUGAAUUGGUUGAGCUGAGGGAGACCAUAGAGUCGCUGAAGACCCAGAACACCGACGCCCAGACGGCCAUACAGGUGGCGCUCAACGGCCCGGACCACCAGCACAAAGAUCUGCGCAUCAGACGGCAGCACUCGUCGGAGAGCAUGUCGAGCAUCAACAGCGCGGCCAGCCACUCCAGCAUGGGCAGCCUGGGCAAGGACGGCGAGGACAAGAACAAGAAGAAGAAGAAGAACUGGGUGGCUGAUUCCAUCCCAGCUCAGCUGCGCAGCUCCUUCAAGCACGCCUUCAGCAAGAAGAAAACCAAAUCGCAGUCGGCUGUGGACGAGAUGGAAGAAAUGGCCGACGCUUUGCCGCCUUCGCCCAAACUGCAACACCACAACAGGCAGGGCAGCAUCCCCACGCUGCACAACUCACCCUCCGCCACAGAGCUGUGCGAGUGCACGGAGGCCGAGGCCCAAAUCAUCCUCCAGCUGAAGAACGAGCUGAGGGAGAAGGAGCUCAAGCUGACGGACAUCCGCCUGGAGGCGCUAAGCUCCGCCCACCACCUGGACCAGAUCCGGGAGGCGAUGAAUCGCAUGCAGAACGAGAUCGAGACGUUAAAAGCGGAGAACGACCGCCUCAAGUCCAGCGGCAACGCCACGCCGACGGCCACGCCCGUCAAGACGGCCCGGCCGCCCUCCGAGACCUCCAGCACGUCCUCGUCCUCCUCGCGUCAGUCCUUGGGCCUGUCCCUCAACAACCUCAACAUCACCGACACCAUCAUGUCAGAUAUUCUACUGGACGACAGCUACGAUGGAAACCUGCGCAAGGAAGGUCGCAGUGUGCGGAUCGUGGUUCACAUCAACAGUGGACCAAGUAGAACCAUGGGCACGCAAAUGCGGGAGUACCUGAUUGGCUCGAUAGGCGUGAGUGGGAAGACCAAGUGGGACGUCUUGGACGGCGUCAUUAGACGCCUCUUUAAGGAGUACGUGUUCCGGGUGGACCCGGUGACCAGCCUCGGUCUGAGCUCGGACAGCAUCGUCUGCUACAGGAUGGGCGAGGUGGUCCGCGCCCACUCCUCCGAAGUGCCCGAGCUGCUGCCCUGCGGCUACCUGGUGGGCGACAACGUCAUCAAGAUCCACCUGAAAGGCGUGAAGGAUAACAGUGUUGACAGUCUGGUGUUCGACACGCUCAUCCCCAAGCCCAUCGUCCAGCGGUACCUCAACCUGCUGAUGGAGCACCGCCGCAUCAUCCUGUCGGGGCCGAGCGGCACCGGCAAGUCCUUCCUGGCCGCCAAGCUGGCCGAGUUCAUGGUUUCCCAGAUGGGCCAGGAGGUGACGGAGCACAACGUGGCCCGCUUCAACGUGGACCAGAACUCCAGCAAGGAUCUCCGUCAGUACCUGUCCAACCUGGCGGAGCGCUGCAACUCCUCGGGGACGGACCCAAAACUUCCCAGCGUGGUCAUUCUGGACAACCUCCAUCAUGUUGGCUCGCUCAGCGACAUAUUUAAUGGCUUCCUCAAAUGCAAGUAUCAUAAAUGCCCCUAUGUGAUUGGGACCAUGAACCAGGGGGUCUCCUCCUCCCCCAACCUGGAGCUGCAUCACAACUUCAGGUGGGUGCUGUGUACCAACCACACGGAGCCCGUCAAAGGCUUCCUGGGCCGGUUCCUGCGGAGGAAGCUGAUCGAGACGGAGCUCGCCAAGAACACGCGCAGCAACGAGCUGAUCAAGACCAUCGACUGGAUCCCCAAGACGUGGCAGCACCUCAACUGCUUCCUGGAGGCGCACAGCUCCUCCGACGUCACGAUAGGUCCCCGGCUCUUCCUGUCCUGUCCCAUGGAUGUAGAAGGAUCCCGGGUGUGGUUCACUGACCUGUGGAACUACUCGCUCGUGCCCUACCUGCUGGAGGCUGUCAGGGAAGGACUUCAGCUGUACGGCAAGCGGGCGGCGUGGGAAGACCCGUCCAAGUGGGUGAGCGACACGUACCCGUGGAAAGGCGCCUCGCUGCAGCAGGAGGGCCAAUCGCUGCUCCAGCUGAGGCCCGAGGACGUGGGCUACGAGGGCUACAGCUCGUCCAAGGAGGGCGCCUCGUCCAAGCAGGUGUCCCAGAGCGACACCGAGGGGGACCCCCUGAUGAACAUGCUGCUGAGGCUGCAGGAGGCGGCCAACUAUUCCAGCACGCAGAGCUGCGACAGCGACAGCACCGGUCACCAUGACGACCAGCUGGACUCCUCGCUGGAGUCGGCGUUAUGACGCGCCGAGUAGCGCUCUGGUCUGCAUCUGUGAGGCAAAGUCCCAGGUGACAUGAUAUCGUACAGGUACAUGAUAUCGUACAGGUACAUGAUAUCGUACAGGUGACAUGAUAUCGUACAGGUACAUGAUAUCGUACAGGUGACAUGAUAUCGUACAUGUGACAUGAUAUCGUACAGGUGACAUGAUAUCGUACAGGUACAUGAUAUCGUACAGGUACAUGAUAUCGUGCAGGUAUUUCCAACAGUAGAUGUCAGCAGCAAGUGGAACAUGUUUACAGGAGGAGGGCAGGUACUAUUCUUCAUGUUUACACAGGUGCUUCUCACACGCAUGCACUUAAAGACAGGAAGGAAGGUGUUCAUUGGUCCAAACCCCCCAUGUGACCAUUUGAGCAAGGCAUGAUUGCUGCUGAUGCGAGGCAUGUUUAUCCAACCUAGAUGAAUGUGUGCUACAGGUGCGCUCCUGUGUGACAUGCCCCUUACCAAACAUGCAACAACACUUACUGUAUGUGCCGUAAACAUUAUAGUUUGGACUGUCAGGGUUAUUUUAAAAUACAUUUUCUCACGAGUGAUGUCAUCCAGACGCCCCGCCCCCCCCAAACUUGUGCUGCAAAAAAAAUAAUAUAUUAUAUUUUAAUUUCAAGUAAAUCAUUGACAGAAAAUUCAUUUUUUCCUCUAUUUAUAUAUAUAUAUAUUUUUUUUUUUAUACAAAAAUCCAUUUCCAUAUAUGAUUUUCAAUGUGUAUCAUAUUUGACACAUCGGGUCACACGAUACUAUUUUGGUGUUUUUUUUCUCAUAACAAACCAAAGCAUAUUAUGACACGCAGAAAUAUCAAUCAUGUUUUUUCCAGACAUCAAAAUAUCACAACACACACACCGAGUGUUCGCCACAAAAUAGUACAGUAAAUAUGUAUAUUCACCUCUAAAUAUACCAUAUUGUGUCAUGUAAACAUUGUAU
This is a messenger RNA of Nerophis lumbriciformis (worm pipefish), 8078 nucleotides long. The record is from RefSeq and is a predicted model, not a curated record. NCBI's taxonomy places the organism in Eukaryota, Metazoa, Chordata, Actinopteri, Syngnathiformes, Syngnathidae.